This is a messenger RNA of Sphaeroforma arctica JP610, 339 nucleotides long. RefSeq lists its product as hypothetical. The annotation marks the transcript as partial. The transcript has a single exon. NCBI's taxonomy places the organism in Eukaryota, Ichthyosporea, Ichthyophonida. The record is from RefSeq and is a predicted model, not a curated record.
ACCACUAACCUCACCUCCACUAGCCGCAUCUCCACUAACUUCACUUCCACUAACCUAUCCUCUACUAACCUCACCCCCACUAGCCGCAUCUCCACCAACUUCACUGCCACUAACCUAACCUCCACAAACCUCACCUCCACUAGUCGCACCUCCACUAGCCUCAACCCCACUAACCUCACCUCCACUAGCCGCAUCUCCACCAACUUCACUGCCACUAACCUAACCUCCACUAUCCACAUCUCCACUAACUUCACUUCCACUAACCUAACAUCCACUAACCUCACCUCCACUCACCUCACUUCCACUAACCGCAUCUCCACUAACCUCACCUCCGCUUAG